CUCCAGCCAUUGGUGUCUGUGUCAUUACUAAUAGAGUCUUGUAAACACUCGUUAAUCACGUAAGGCCGCCGACCUGGGGCUCCGCACGCCAGCCUGUGGCGGGUCUUCCCCGCCUCUGCAGCCUAGUGGGAAGGAGGUGGGAGGAAAGAAGGAAGAAAGGGAGGGAGGGAGGGAGGGAGGAGGCAGGCCAGAGGGAGGAACCGCCUCAUAGGCAGAAGCGCCGCGAGGAGCCAGCCGAGCACCGCGGGCUGGGGCGCAGCCACCCGCUGCUCCUCACGCCCCCUCGCCUCUUUCCCCUCGCGCCCCCCGGCAGUCUCCAGCGUCCGUCCCCAGGCAGCAUGGUGAGGUUUGCUGUCGGGCCCUCGCCACCAUGUACGUGAGCUACCUCCUGGAUAAGGACAUGAGCAUGUACCCCAGCUCCGUGCGCCACUCUGGCGGCCUCAACCUGGCCCCGCAGAACUUCGUCAGUCCCCCGCAGUACCCGGACUACGGCGGCUAUCAUGUGGCGGCUGCGGCGGCCGCAGCCGCGAACUUGGAGAGCGCGCAGUCCCCGGGGCCGUCCUGGCCCGCCGCGUACGGCGCUCCGCUCCGAGAGGACUGGAACGGCUACGCGCCGGGAGGUGCGGCAGCCAACGCCGUGGCGCACGGCCUCAACGGGGGCUCUCCGGCCGCAGCCAUGGGCUACAGCAGCCCGGCCGACUACCACCCGCACCACCACCCGCACCACCACCCGCACCACCCGGCCGCCGCGCCUUCCUGUGCCUCGGGGUUGCUGCAGACGCUCAACCCCGGCCCUCCUGGGCCAGCUGCCACCGCCGCCGCCGAGCAGCUGUCCCCCGGCGGCCAGCGGCGGAACCUGUGCGAGUGGAUGCGGAAGCCCGCGCAGCCGUCUCUCGGAAGCCAAGUGAAAACCAGGACGAAAGACAAAUACCGAGUUGUGUACACGGACCACCAGCGGCUGGAGCUGGAGAAGGAAUUUCACUAUAGUCGCUACAUCACUAUCCGGAGGAAGGCGGAGCUGGCCGCCACGCUGGGGCUCUCCGAGAGGCAGGUUAAAAUUUGGUUUCAGAACCGCAGAGCGAAGGAAAGGAAAAUCAACAAGAAGAAGUUGCAGCAGCAGCAGCAGCAGCAGCAACAGCAGCCGCCGCCGCCUGCGCCACAACCUGCCCAGCCACAGCCAGGUCCUCUGAGAAGUGUCCCGGAGCCCCUGAGUCCUGUGUCUUCCCUGCAAGGCUCAGUGCCUGGCUCUGUCCCGGGGGUUCUGGGACCAACUGGGGGGGUGUUAAACCCCACUGUCACCCAGUGACCUACAGUGGCCUGCAGCAGCAGAGCAAUUCCAGGCUGAGCCAUGAGGAGCAUGGACUCUGCUAGAAUCUUCAGGAGAAACCGCUCCCCUCCCAGCCACAAAUGUACACCAACUUACCUAGCUCUCAGAGAAAAAAUGGGGGCCGGGAUAAAGACAAGUGGGGUUGGAGGCCUCAAGGAAGACAUUCUCCCAGAUUUUGACUUUUUCUGGUCUGACUCUUUCUGCCUAUGAGGAGAUGGGAAAUGACCGGGGCUUCUUUGGUACUGGCAGAAGCAUUGCCUAGACUGACUAAACACACCAGGCGUUCAACCCCCUCCUCCCUAGCUCUUUGCCUCCAAAAUCUGCAGGAUGCAUCUCCGGUUGGAGCUGAGGGGAGAGGGACUCAAGGGAACGCCAGUCCUUGGAGCCAAGAUGGCUACUGCCCACUCACUGCGUCGAAGGACCAGCUGGCUCCUCCUGCCUCAAGGGCAGGCAAGAUUUAAACUGCAGAAGCCAGAGGCAGCUAAGAUAGAAAUCUGGACUGGCCAAGGACUGCAGAACCCCCAGAUCUUUGUCUUUCUUCUCUUCCCUUCCCAGACCAGGAAAGGCUUGGCUGGUGUAUGUGCCCUGUAUGGUGUGAGGGGGGUGGUUAUUGGAUUCCAGGCCUGACAAGGGGGCCCGGGACAGGGCCUUGUUUAGAAAGCCUGUCACCAGUGCUUCUCUGGGCUGAAUGUAUGUCAGUGCUAUAAAUGCCAGAGCCAACCUGGACUUCCUGUCAUUUUCUCAAUCUUGGGGCUGAUGAAGAAGGGGAGUUUUUGUUGUUGUUGUUGCUGCUGUUUGGGUUGUUGGUCUGUGUAACAUCCAAGCCAGCAUUUAAAAAGCCUCUGGAUCCAUGGGGAGAGAAGUGGUAUGGUAAAGGGAAGUGGGGAGUAUUUGAACAUAGCUGAAUUUUUUCUAAAAAGAAAAAAAAGAGACAAAUGAGCUUUCCAGAUUUCAGAUUCUGUAUUUAUUGUCUUCAGAUUUUGUCUGGAAUUAUUUUUUUUAAGAAAUGAACUAUCUUC
Messenger RNA from Ceratotherium simum simum (southern white rhinoceros), 2346 nucleotides. It is a transcript of the gene CDX2, whose product is annotated as caudal type homeobox 2. Gene Ontology annotation, biological process: cell differentiation; animal organ morphogenesis; regulation of transcription by RNA polymerase II. NCBI's taxonomy places the organism in Eukaryota, Metazoa, Chordata, Mammalia, Perissodactyla, Rhinocerotidae. The record is from RefSeq and is a predicted model, not a curated record. Gene Ontology annotation, cellular component: nucleus. Gene Ontology annotation, molecular function: RNA polymerase II transcription regulatory region sequence-specific DNA binding; DNA-binding transcription factor activity, RNA polymerase II-specific.